AUGUUGAACGACUACGACAUCCUUGUGGUGAACGGGUUCGUGUUCUGUUCGCAGCACGGACACGAAUGCUGCAGCAGCUGCGUGUGCGAUUUCCGCGAGCAGAAUAACGCGCAGAUCGAGGAUGAUAUCUGCCUCGAUGCAGGGCUUGAUUUAGCGCAACGCAAAUCCCUCAACAUAUUUGAUGUUGGUGCCGUGCGCUACCGGAAGGAGAGCCAGACCUGCAAAUGCGAGACCCACUUCGACGUCGACUGCGAGCGGUGCUUCGACUGGGUCAAGAUAUGCAUGGCAGAAAUGACCGGGAACCCAUUGCCAGGGAAGGUGAAGCGCUUGAAAUGGCCCGUAGACGAAUCCGAAAUGCAUCUUUGA
This is a messenger RNA of Pleurotus ostreatus (oyster mushroom), 366 nucleotides long. RefSeq lists its product as uncharacterized. The record is from RefSeq and is a predicted model, not a curated record. The transcript is spliced from 2 exons. Bases 1 to 366 code for a protein of 121 amino acids. Lineage: Eukaryota; Fungi; Basidiomycota; Agaricomycetes; Agaricales; Pleurotaceae.